Phytophthora sojae is the source of this 5379-nucleotide messenger RNA. RefSeq lists its product as hypothetical. The transcript has 2 exons. The record is from RefSeq and is a predicted model, not a curated record. Lineage: Eukaryota; Oomycota; Peronosporomycetes; Peronosporales; Peronosporaceae. Bases 1 to 5379 code for a protein of 1792 amino acids. Gene Ontology annotation, biological process: negative regulation of cell population proliferation.
AUGAAUCCGGUGGAGAAGCGGAAGAACAUGGCGAUCCUCGAACGAAUGCAGACGAAGCUCGACUUCGUUCGAAACCCACGCUACGCUGUACCAGACCAACAGGAUCAAGACUCGACCGAGCUAGCUGGAUCCGUGAAACCAUGUUUCGACAUCAUACCCAAGCCUCCUAUCAUGUUCACGGACUACGACAUCGGCGGUGUCUACGAGCAAGUGGUGUAUGUCCGCAACACUGGAAAGUUAUCGCGUCGGGCUCGGAUCCUCCCUCCAGGCACGAUCUUCUUCUCUAUGGCUAGCGUUUCCUUCCCAGAGGAGAGCGGGAUGGUGGCGCCGGGGAUGCAUGUGGAAGUGCGCUUACGCUUCUCCCCGGACUCUCGUGCCGACUAUAAGGACCAUUUCACCGUUCUGUACGAAACAGAUCAGUCGAUUAUGCCUGGAUCUACCGGUACCCCCGGUGCUGCUGGGUCGGCAGAGAUGAUUGUCCCAUUGAUGGCACAUAGAGAACCCCCAGAGUUGACGUUACCACUAGUUAUUCGAGCGCAGAAUACGCUGGUGGGCGGACGCUCAGUGACGACUUUGAACUGUAAAAAUGUUGGAGGGAAGGCGAGAUUUUGGCUGUUGAGCGAGCCAGCGUGGGCUCGACUGGAGCAGCAGCAUGUAGCAACUCGAGGUAUUUCGGCGACUCGUUCCGCUGUGGAAAUGCUGGGCGGCGACUACAUACUUGGGAAAGCAAUGGACGUAGGUCCAUUCCAGAUGACACCAAAUGCCAUUGAACUGGAUAAGGGCCAAAGCGUGAAGUUCGACCUCGUGUACACACCGUCGGGUAUCGGUGAACAGCGUGAACGGUUUGUCAUGGUGUGCGACAACUGCCUCGUGCGAGUCUUCCAACUCGUAGGUCGUGGUUGUCAAGUGGAUAUUGCGGCCACGCAAGUCAACGACUCCCCCAUCGACACCACCAUUACCGAGAUGGGUCCUCUUGAUCGACUAUUUUUCCGUGAUGAAGUGCUGGUAAAUGCUCGUGCUCGACAAUCUAUCGUGAUCACGAAUGACACGCCGAUAGAUGUCAAGUAUUCCUGGAAGAUCAUGCCUUUAGAUGAAGUACCAAGUGGAAGUGAAGUCAAGGACAAGUCAAUGGCGUUAUCGAGUCCUCCCGGAUGGAUUCCACCGUUUACUAUCUCCCCAGAGAGCGGCGUAUUCGCUCUAUCAUCGUCAAAAGAAUUCAGAAUUGAGUUCUUGCCCAUUGGGGCACGUGCUUAUGCAUGUCAAGCCACGCUGAUGAUCAAUGAUAUUCCAGCGUGUAGCAUGCCCGGUCCCGGUCAGAUGGCUCACCUCAAGGCGGCAUUCCAAGCAAGUGAAAAUCAACCGCUUAGUCCUCGGGCAGCAGCUAAAGCUGCAGCGAGAAAACUACGAGAUGAAAUGCCGGGGUUUUCGAUGCAACUUCGCGGACGUGGGCGGUUGGGCAGCUUUACGAUUAUCCCGGCACUCAACGAUUCAUGGAUUCCGCUGCAGGACGACGGUUUGCAAAGUCCUGGGAAUGUUGGAAGUGAGUCUGCGCAACUUUUGUUGCAAAACCAGAAGUACACAGCUACGGUGCUGCUGAAGAACCAAUGCAACUCGCGGGUAGCAUUCAGUUGGGAACUUGCGAGGUUAAAACAGCGACAUUUGGCAGCUGGCGGUGGGCCUUUAUCAUCUACAUCCAUGGCUGCUACAAAGGGUAAACCGCCUACGUUCGAGUUGGCGCUCUCCCCACAUACCGGUGAGCUGGAACCUCUUGGUCAGCAGCGGGUCGAAAUCACGUUCACCCCACUAUCGACGGGUUCAUUUUCACUCAGCGUGCCGUGCCGAAUAACAACACCGAACGACACGAAGACGCCUCGUGCACCGCGUUUCGAGCGGUGGCUGCUUCUGGAAGGCAAGGUUGCCGGGGCUGAGAUCGAGAUUAUUACCCCUGAAGUCGACUUCGGUCUGGUUCUCGUAGGUGCAAGCGCUGAAUCAACUGUAACCAUCCGAAACCCGUCACGUUACGUGCCGACAAACUGGCGAUUCUUGCACCUGGAUGGAUCGACUUCAGGUGGCGACCCCGCAGCCCAACACCAACUGCAGUCGACUGGCCCGAAGCUUCGCCGAUCCAGCUCAAAGGAGUCUGUAACUUCGCGACACUCCGCGAUAUCCUCGAGUUCUGGUAACGAGACGGAGCGGAGCCUAUUCACUUCGAGGGAUAUUCUGCCACGAGCCACUGUCGCGUUCGCACCUGAGAACGGCGUGCUCUUACCUGGCGAAACCUUCACUGUGACGGCUACCUGCAUGGCGGGGUCUCUACCUGAGAGAUUCCGAGGCAAUUUCAGUUGCCAGGCAGCUCCAGAGCGUAAAUUCUUCGAGAUCAACUCGUCCGUGGCUCAUGCAGUUGUAUCGGCGCGUGCUGAGAUCCAAUGUCCUAACGUCUUCCUUUCAACCACCCGAUUGCCGCUGGGGACGACGUACAUGGGCGUGAAGAUCCGCCGAACCAUUGAACUCGUGAAUGUUUCCAACCUCGAAGCUGCGUUCAAGUUUGUGGAGCCCGAGGGUGCAUCCAGAGCGUACAGUAUCACAUUUUCGCCGAAGCAAGGCACGAUCCACUCCAAAGAGCGUCUUGUGGUCACGAUUAACUACACACCGCGGCAGGUUGGGCGAUUCACGGUCAUACUCGCAUGCAGUGUCCGUGGGUUGCUGGCUCCGUUGGGCUUCGAGGUCAGUAGCAACCACAAGGGGCUGGUGCUGUCGUAUGAACUUGUCCAGCCUCCGAAACUCCCAUUGGGGAAGAAAGCGCGGCGUGGUGACGCGUCUGAGCUCGCUCUCCCCAAGUCCCCGAAGGAAAUCGCUCUGGAAAGAGGCAUCACGCUGUCGGACUGCGAUUUGGAGCCAGAGACAAAUCCACUCAGCAGUAUCCCUAAGCUCGCAUUCGGGGAUAGCGUGCCGCUUGGUGAGAGACGAACGUUGUUGCUGCUGAUACGGAACUUCAGCGGUAUUGAAGCGCUGGUGGAUCUCGAAGCGAAGAAGUUUCCUGCAGCGCCGGUCAGCUCCUCGCAGUUGAUACAGGGCUCCCCUUCAACGUCACCAAGCCACCGCAAACACAAAAGCAGGCUCACAGUGUCCAAGACCACGCGGUCUCUGUUGUCUAACAGAACCAGUUCAUACCGAGCGAGCGUAACAGGGCAGGACCCCACCAAGCCGCGACUUUCCGAUGCCAAGGACAACCGGAACCGAUUCCAGUCCGACAACGGGCGAGCGUAUCUCCGCCAAUGCGCAGAGAACGUGGAAGACCGACAAAUACUGCGUGAAGGUCGUGGAGUCGCCUUCCAGUUGUCCCCCGCUAGAGUUUACAUUCCACCAUGGGAGCAGGCUGUCGUUCGUGUCACGUGCUUCAACAACAUGCCGGGUACUUACGUUGACGACGUUGUGAGUCGCGCCACUGGAGCUCCUCCUGUGUUCUUGCAUGCCAACGUGGGGAUCGUCGGGACUCCGCUCGUUCUGGACAAGAAUUGCGUAGGGCUACACUUGGGCAGGCCGGUACCUGAAGGAAGACCCCAAGUUCUGCUUCGGCAGCCGACGUUGACGUUUGGCGCGGUCUGCGUUCGAUCUCCAAGCAUUACGAGGACGUUGCGCGUGGUGAACCGCGGACCGCAGCGUGCUCGUCUCAAGUGGAAACUGGUGGAGAAUGGACGAGAGGACCAACUGGUGAACGUGACGUUGCGUGUGGACUUCGGCUCACGGCUUCAGCUUCGGAUUACUCCGUAUGACGAGCACAACAGCGGUGCCGCUGAGUUACCGUUCGUUGUGGAACCUCAGGUGGCGAUGGUGCCUCCCUUCAGCACAACUCCGUUCCGAGUGACGUUCCUCUCACCACAAGAUGGAGUGGGUGCACCACGAGCUCUUCUGCUGGCAGACGCUCACUGGUACGACAUGAGCACGGAGGAAGCUAAUUCUUCAGAUGGCACCGGCAGCUCUUUGACUCUGAGCAGCACUCAUUCAGAAGCUGACCCUCGGCAAGAAGGCGCCUCCAGUCCCGCUAGACAAAGUAACAACAGUCCAAGCACUGCCGCACAUGUUGCAGCAGGGAAGGCGUUUACAGCUGUGCGCAUGGCCAACGCGAUAGUUCGGAAGCCUGGUCCAGUAGCAGGCAGCAUCUCAGUUUCGUCUUACAGCCCGAAGUGUCUUCGCGUACUCCUGUCAGCCGACCUUAUCGAGCCUGAAUUAUCCAUCGACAAGCCCAGGGAGCAACUUCAGCAGGUCCAAGCGCCGCCAUCGCCUCUUUCAGGAAGGAACGGGGCAAGGAGAAGCAGUGUAGCUGCGAUAGUGACCCCCGUGCCGCCGCAAAUUGCGCCGUAUCACAUCAAGUUCACCACGUGGUCCACGCUGAUGUCUGCAGCGGCAGCUCAGCACGUCUUCCAUCGACGCGAGCUCUUCUUGGUGAACCGAUUGGCUUCAAGGGUGGCGUUCCGACUGGAAUGUGAUGGUCCGUUUGCCGUGGCUCAAGCCGACUCGCUGGCGCCACGACAUCCUCUCUCGAUGGCAGAUUUACCACCAGCACACCGUCGAUCCUCAGCGCAGGGAGAGUCGUACAUGUUCAUGCUGCCGCCGCGAAUGUCCGUGCGGAUCGACUUGCGAUUUUUACCCUCAGCAUCGCUGCCAGACGCAGCUUCAGUUGGAUCUUCAAAGCCCAAGUCGAAGGCGCUUCUUCAACAGCAACAGCUCCCUCUGCACUCGCAGUUCGACGGCGAAUUGCGUGUCAAGUUUGCAACGCGCUCGGUGCAGACAAUUCGCCUCGCUGCUGUGGUGCUGCGACCUGCCAUCGUGGUAUCGCCGUCGGUCUUCUUCUUUGGUCGGGUUCAUCUUUCCGCCUCUCGGUUCGUCGUGCUGCGGCUGGCAAACCCCACGGUCGUGCCUGCGCGCUUCGCUGUACAACACGUUCCAAGACCCAAACCCAUUUCGCGAGCUCAGCAGCAGGAAAUGCGGCAGCACCACGCGCACUUGACGGACGAACCGGGCGUCUUCACGUUCUCCAAACUGUCGGGCCAGCUCCAGGGACCCACCACCACCCUCAAAUCUGCUGGGGGUUAUCUGCCGACCACCGACUCGAUGCGAGAUCUGCUGAGUGAAGACGCGACCACGACUCACCCGCUCGUCCACGCGCCGCUGGAAGUUCGCGUUGAGUUCCAUCCACGAGCAAAUGGCCGACGCUACAAGAGUCGAUUCCGAUUUACGGUGGAGCACGGACGCGACUUCGAAGUUGUGCUGGAGGGGACCGGUCACCUGGACGAAGUCGACGACCCGAGCGACGGCGACCGACCACUUGUACCUGCGCGUGAACUUGAACACUCGUACCAUAUCUUCCGCGGGACUUGA